AUGUUUGACCGCGCCAAGCUGGUGGAAAUCUUGACCGCUCCGUACAUCGGGGACUCCGGCGACGGUAUCGUAGCUUUGGACCCGCACGCCCUCAAGAAGCUCUUCACCACCAACGGCAACCUGUUACAGGAGAUGGGGGUUGAGGGGGAGAGGAAGAGACUCGCGAUGGCGGGGGAGACAGGGGCAAUCGAGGAGGACUACCGACAGGGAUUGGCAUCGCACGCCACCAGACUGAACGAGGUACAAGAUUCUUUGGAAGGGGUGGAGCACAGGUUUCAAUGGACGGUCCACAAGGCCGUUCGCAUCGGCGACCGGCUGUCGAAGAUGGAGGGGCAGCGGGCGAGGGCGGCGGAGGCUAUGGAUCUCCUAGAGUUCUUGAAGGUAUUGGCCAAGCUGAAGAGCAUCACGCACGAGCUGGAGUCCAAGGAGCUCGACGAGGCGGCGAAAAAGUUGCAGGCCUACAGCGACUUCUUGGAGCAGGAGCUGCUGGACCUGUUCGAGCGCACCGCGGGAAGGUCUCCACCUGAGGUGGCUUUGAUGAGGGAGUGCUCCGACAUACUGUUUGCGCUCAACGAGGGAGAUCACCUGCAGAGCCGCUUCGUCUUCUUCGUCGUCACGCAGGCCGUGUCAAAGCAACCGCAGCCGUAG
Messenger RNA from Ectocarpus siliculosus, 648 nucleotides. The record is from the annotation of a GenBank genome assembly. Lineage: Eukaryota; Phaeophyceae; Ectocarpales; Ectocarpaceae.